This is a messenger RNA of Darwinula stevensoni, 1890 nucleotides long. NCBI's taxonomy places the organism in Eukaryota, Metazoa, Arthropoda, Ostracoda, Podocopida, Darwinulidae. The record is from the annotation of a GenBank genome assembly.
CAAACACUCGAUCGCUGAAACCGUCGUCCGCGUUCCAGUCCUCGUAGUGCCAUCACCCCGCGAGUGUGAAAUAAAGGAAGCUGCCUCGAAUCACAUCAGCAGGCCUGAAGAAAACGCUCUAGAAAGAAGUGCAUUAUUAUGAGGGGCGUGGAAUCUCUCCUCGUGUUUGCCCUCAUCGCAUCCACCAAACACGGUUUUGCAGAAAAAUUUCCAGUGAAUUUCACCUCUGGAUCGAAAAGGAGUGACUCCAAAGAUGAGAGUAAGUUGUCUGCUUUGAUAGCAAAAGCUGAAGAGCAUGGUAAGCGCAUUGCACGACUCGAGGUGGACAGUGGGCAUCUUUGGCAUGACAACGAGAACCUGAAGCGUGAAAAUGACAACCUGAAGCGCGACAAUGAAAAUGCGAUGGAAACCGUGGAAGGCCUGAAGGACGACAACGAAAACCUGAAGCGGGGCUAUGAAGACUUGAAGCGAGAAUUCCAAAAGCUGGAGAAUGACUUUCAAGACCUGAAACAUGAAAGGGAAAACCUGACGAUCGACCUCCGAAUCCUAAAGCUGGAUAACGAGAACCUGCGCCUCGGCAAUGCACACCUGAAGUUCCAACUACUUGAAAGUCUGCUUGAGAGAGACAAUGCUAUGCAGCUUCAGCAGGAAGCCAUCGAUGAAAGACUUCAGUAUCUGGAGGCUACAACACUGCAAAUCGCGCCCAGAACAUGCCAAACCUUCGCCGAUUUGGGAGUUCAACGGACAGGAACGUACUUUGUGGAUCCAGAUGGUCCCCUUCUCGGGGAUCCACCCAUCAAAGUACGCUGUGAUAUGGAAACAGAUCCGGUAUCCACGAUCGUUGCGCACGAUUCGAUGGAGAUCGGUAUGGUGAUCGUUCCUUGUGCUGAUCCUGGCUGCUUCAGGCGACGCGUUACUUAUGAUGCAACGCUCAAGCAGAUGGUGGCGCUGAUCAAUCAAUCUCAUUCCUGCGAGCAACAAAUCACAUACGACUGCAUUUCGGCGGCCCUGAGUACUGGAGACACACAGAACGCAUGGUGGGUGGACCGCCACGGUCAACCUCAAUCUUACUGGCAUGGAUCGGGCUCAACAAAUCACACGUGCAGGUGUGGACUACUGAAGGACUGUACCGACCCAAAUCUGCUUUGUAACUGCAAUGCAGAAUCUUCCAAAAGGCAUUCCGAUUCAGGAACGAUCACCAACGCAACAGCGCUGCCUGUCACUGAGCUCCGAUUCGGGGGGAUGCAGCUCGAGGAACAGGAGGCCAAUUACACUCUGGGCGGAUUGGUUUGCAGGGGACAGGCUCCUCACCAGGGUAACCCAGCUUCAUCAUGCUCAUCAUUGCGCAAAGCUGGAAACACUCGUACGGGAUACCAUCUGAUCAGCAGGAAAGGAGGACGAUUGGAUGUUGUCCUUUGCCAGAUGGAUUUAGAGGAGACAGAUCCAGAGUUUCAAGUUGAAACCGGAGCGCGUAUUCCGGAUAGAGGCGUAUAUUUCAAUGCGUACAGAAAAUCUCCCUGGAACAUUAGAGGCACAGUGGAAUUCGAGGGGACUGAGGUGAACAUUGGAAACGCAAUGGAUUCGAACAGCGGAAUAUUCAUCGCACCCUUCGAUGGUACUUACGCAUUCAUUCUUCACUACCUCACUAACGCCCGAACCGACUCCGUAGAAUUGAGACGAAACGGAACGAUUCUCGGAAGAUCGUACUCCAGAGGAGAAAAUUACAGGAUGUCCGGACAAUCCAUAUUACUGGACCUGAAGAGGGGCGACAGAGUCCAAGUCCACUUGGAAAACGGAGAAUUGUUCUCAAACGAUAACCGUUUUGUCCACUUCGUAGGAUUUUUGCUGUACCCUUAGUAAUAUGACGAACAAGAACAUGUAUUUUCUUUU